AUGUUCUCAUGCUAUCAGUGGGAAUGCAAGUCUUCUUUGCAUCAUAAAAGAGCGAAGGGCCCUGGAUCGGCUCACUCAUUCUUUUCCUCAUCGCCCUCAUCGCCUUCAUUGCCUGCCCUCCCCGUUAUUAAAGCUCAUACGAUGGCACCUUCCAUCUGGAAAAACUACACAGGGAACUACUACUUCGUGUACAACUGCACCACCUAUGUGGGACGCUAUGGUGGAUAUGUUGAGAGUCAAACAGCUGGGCCACGCGUUAAAUUGGUUUUCGCUGAUAAUACCAUCGCCUGGUUACCAACGACAAGUGUGACACGGACUGACGCGGCGGUGAGCGCCACUGGUCCAAACUAACCUGGAUCACCCCUGAUUUCCCCGGUCUCAUCCUUGCUCGUGACAUCCGCGUACUACUAUCCGUGUAAAUUUCUUCAAUUGUUCGUGACAUAUGUUUUGUAUCUGUAUGCUCGGUGUCUGGAAUUUGAAGGUAGAUUAUGUGAGAAAACUUUAUUCUUGUCUUAUCAUGCCAUGGAGUUCCUCAGGCGACUCCUCGUGUGAGACAAGAAAAGGAACAGGAAGUG
This is a messenger RNA of Somion occarium, 575 nucleotides long. Lineage: Eukaryota; Fungi; Basidiomycota; Agaricomycetes; Polyporales; Cerrenaceae. The record is from the annotation of a GenBank genome assembly.